AUGGUCAGUACAGAUGCAACCAUCAUAAGCAUAACUGCAUUUCUGAUCUGUGUUGGAGCACCGACUGUAUUUGUUUCCAGUAGUAAUCCUGGUGCCCAUCUAACAGUGAAGAAAAUUUUUGUAGGUGGUAUUAAAGAAGAUAUGGAAGAGUAUAAUUUGAGAGACGACUUUGAAAAGUAUGGCAAGAUUGAAACCAUAGAAGUUAUGGAAGACAGGCAGAGUGGAAAAAAGAGAGGAUUUGCUUUUGUAACUUUCUAUGAUCAUGAUACAGUUGAUAAAAUUGUUGUUCAGAAAUACCACACUAUUAGUGGGCAUAAUUGUGAAGUGAAAAAGACCCUUUCUAAACAAGAUAUGCAGUCUGCUGGAUCCCAGAGAGGUCGUGGAGGUGGAUCUGGCAAUUUUAUGGGUCGCAGAGGAAACUUUAGAGGUGGUGGAGGUAAUUUUGGCCAUGGUGGAAACUUUGGUGGAAGAGGAGGUUAUGGUGGUGGAGGCAGUGGCAGCAGAGGUAGUUAUGGAGGAGGUGAUGGUGGAUAUAAUGGAUUUGGUAAUGGUGGCAACUAUGGCGGUGGUCCUGGUUAUAGUAGUAGAGGGGGCUAUGGUGGUGAUGGACCAGGAUAUGGAAACCAAGGUGGUGGAUGUGGUGGCGGUGGUGGAGAAUAUGAUGGUUACAGUGAAGGAGGAAAUUUUGGCGGUGGUAAGUAUGGUGGUGGUAGGAACUAUAAUGAUUUUGGAAAUUAUAGUGGACAACAGCAAUCAAAUUAUGGACCCAUGAAAGGGGGCAGUUUUGGUGGAAGAAGCUCGGGCAGUCCCUAUGGUUGUGGUUAUGGAUCUGGUGGUGGAAGUGGUGGAUGUGGUGGCAGAAGGUUCUAAAAGCAGCAGACAAGGGCUACAGUUCUUAGCAGGAGAGAGAGCGAGGAGCUGUCAGGAAAGCUGCAGGUGACUUUGAGACAGUCGUCCCAAAUGCAUUAGAGGAACUGUAAAAAUCUGCCACAGAAGGAGCGAUGAUCCAGUCAGAAAAGUUACUGCAGCUUAAACAGGAAACCCUUCUUGUUCAGGACUGUCAUAGCCACAGUUUGCAAAAAGUGCAGCUAGUGAUUAAUGCAAUGUAGUGUCGAUUAGAUGUACAUUCCUGAGGUCUUUCAUCUGUUGUAGCUUUGUCUUUUUCUUUUUCUUUUCAUUACAUCAGGUAUAUUGCCCUGUAAAUUGUGGUAGUGGUACCAGGAAUAAAAAAUUAAGGAAUUUUUAACUUU
Cebus imitator (Panamanian white-faced capuchin) is the source of this 1250-nucleotide messenger RNA. Its product is annotated as heterogeneous nuclear ribonucleoprotein A3-like. The transcript is spliced from 2 exons. Lineage: Eukaryota; Metazoa; Chordata; Mammalia; Primates; Cebidae. Gene Ontology annotation, molecular function: RNA binding. Bases 1 to 870 code for a protein of 289 amino acids. The record is from RefSeq and is a predicted model, not a curated record.